This is a messenger RNA of Pollicipes pollicipes, 2719 nucleotides long. Its product is annotated as integrator complex subunit 14. Gene Ontology annotation, biological process: snRNA 3'-end processing. Bases 159 to 1619 code for a protein of 486 amino acids. Gene Ontology annotation, cellular component: integrator complex. The record is from RefSeq and is a predicted model, not a curated record. The transcript has 11 exons. NCBI's taxonomy places the organism in Eukaryota, Metazoa, Arthropoda, Thecostraca, Pollicipedomorpha, Pollicipedidae.
CAAAAAAUGUGGUAUUAGGCUAUAGGGGUGGUCUGUGCGGCCCAUGAGACAUUGAUAUUGGCCGAACUUGCAAGAUCGUGCUCGUGUAUGCCGUCAAGAGGCAGCUGGAUAUUACCUGAAGUAGAGUUAGUAGGUGCGGUCAGCAAGCCAGUUUCAGGAUGCCGACAGUGAUUGGGCUGGAUGUGUCUCUGUCAAUGAGUCAGCUGGUUCCCCAACCGGAUCGUACGGAGGACCCACCCACAGUUCGUCAGCUGGCAAUCAAAGGCAUUCAUGCUCUGCUGAAUCACAUUCACCACAACUGCAAACUGGAGUUUGCUGCAGUGGCAGUGUACAGCUCCAGGUACGAGGUGCUGGGCUCGUUCACGCGCGACUUUGACCAGCUGAAGAGCCAGCUGUCCUCGUUGGCCGAGUACGACAAGUCCUGUGUCGAGACGGCGCUGCUCGGCGUCAAUGCCGUGGUAGCCGAGGAGUGGGGCAGCGGCACUGCCUGCCAGGUGAUCAUCAUCACGGACGGUAGCAUGGGCGUGGGCGAAUCGUCGCUGCGCCACCUGUCGGCCGGCGGCCGGCUGCCGCUGCCCUUCUCGUUCCCCUGUCGGCUGGACGUGGUGCUGCUGGGCGAGCGGGCCGAGCUGGAGCGCCGCGGCGCGCCGGCCGCCUUCCAGCGACUGGUCGAGCUCAGCGGUGGCGAGGGCGCGGUGCACACGCCCGAGCCGCCCCUCUCGGCCAAGUCGACGCUGGCGCUGUUCCGCAAGCUGGCCGAGACCAAUUACGCGCCGUUCAGUGGCGUGCUGCACUGCGGCAGCCUGUCGUCGCCGGUGACGCUCUGUCCGCCGCCCCAGACCUACAACCGGAUGCGCGACUUCGAGGCCGUGAAGCGGACCGUGUCGGCCGACCUGAAGAUCUGCGGCUUCCUGUCGGUGGUGGAUGUGGCCAGUCCGCCGGCCUACUCCCGACACCUGGUGCUGCCGGCGCCGCUAGACGCGGACGACGUGUCGGCGGUGCCCUGCUCGGAGGACGACGAGGCGGUCCGGACACCCUGCUUCUGUGUCCUGCUGCACGGCGGCCUCAAGCGUGAGAACGCAGCAGCCCUUGUCAACGUGGGUGAUGACUGGUACGGCAUCGUCUACUCCUGGGCUGACAGCAAGAAGAAGGCCAACCUCAUGCUGUCGCUUUUCGAACCAGGGACGAGCGUGCUGCCGUGGCUGGGCGACUUCACGAACCUGGGGCCCGCCGCCGCCGGCGUCGCCUCGCCCUUCCCCAUCAAAGUGUCGCGCAAGCGCAGCUAUCAGCAGACGUGCGUCACCUGGAUCAAGCAGUCGGGCCUGCAUUCGGACGUGCAGAAGGUGCUGCGCCACGCCAGGAAACUGCCCGAGAAAACGCAGCACUUCUACAAGGAGCUGAACCGCGUGCGCAGCGCAGCGCUGGCGUUCGGCUUCCACGAGGCGCUGGAGAGCGUGGCGUGUAUUCUGGAGCGCGAGUGCACGCUGCUGCCGGGCAACGCGCACCCGGACUGUGCACUGCAGCUGACGCACGCGGCCACGGCGCUGCGCCUCCCCGAGCACCGGCUGCCAGCCAAGCCGGUGCAGCCGCUCUGGACCCGCUUCCAGACCGACGGCUGAGGCCGCCGGCGGCCCAGCUGGAGACGGCCGGCUGGCAGCGUCCCCAGCACGACUGGAGAGGUGGGCCUGCGCGCGCUGAGCGGGGCCGCGGCAGGCCAGCGUUUGAGCCCCCUCAUCCCUGCCCCGGACUGCACUGGCUACGUGCAGAGAAGGGUCAGAUCGUACUGGAAACUGGCAGGGAUUGUGCAGUCUUUUGAGAGCAGCGAGCCCCGCUCCCCCGCCGCUGUAGAGGCUGAUGCGCUGAGAAGGCGCCUCAGACUGGAGCGGCCCUGUGGCUGCUGACCCCAGACAGGUACUGUGAUUUCGAGCCGUGUCGUGCUCGCGCGCCUCUGACACACACGCCACUCCCGCCUGCGUGCUGUCGAAGAAGACUGAACAUUGGACUCCUGCCACAAUCAUAUCAUGUCUAUUCUGAUGGGAACGUGUUGUCGGAGAACGUGCAGGGAAGGUAUCCGGUGGUUGUCAUAAAAGCGUGUCAUUUUUCAUUGCUGUGUUCAUCCAUCAUUUGCAAUAAAAGUACUGCUGACAGUCAGUUUGAUUUCGCUCAUUGUAGAAGCGCACAGUUCCAUUGUGUUUUGUCCGGUUCGGUCUCUGGUAUCUUUUUGAAAGGUGUCAAAUACACACGUUUAGCAGCACAUUCAUAAUUUAGAGGUUAUGGCACAAAAUGGAUCAUUAUGUACCAUUUAUACUCCAUUAACCUUAAAUUUACCAUUACAAUACCAUUACAAUACAAAAAAACCAUUAACCUUAAAUUAAAAAUAAAUUAAAAACCAUUAAAAAUGUGAACUGUGGAGGUGCCGCGGCAUCGGCUCAUUUGGGAAAAGUUACCAAGGCAAACAGGAUGGAAACGGAACCACACUGAUGAGACUGGAGCUUACACACUGAGCUGAAUACACUGAUCGGCCCAGUCGUUACUUGCUCGAUCCACUUUUCUCGCUGUCUCGUUUAUCCUUGAGCUUGUUGAAGUACUCGAGCGCGAAGUCCAGUAUGUCGGGCGGCUGGUGCAGCAGCACGUUCAGCGUGAACUCCAGCAGCACCUCCCGCAGCUGAGGAGGGGCCGCCUGCAGCUCCAGGCCCAUGCGAUCGGAGCUGCUCAUCAC